Messenger RNA from Oncorhynchus gorbuscha (pink salmon), 597 nucleotides. Its product is annotated as probable endo-1,3(4)-beta-glucanase An02g00850. The coding region runs from base 127 to 597 and encodes 156 amino acids. The record is from RefSeq and is a predicted model, not a curated record. The transcript is spliced from 4 exons. NCBI's taxonomy places the organism in Eukaryota, Metazoa, Chordata, Actinopteri, Salmoniformes, Salmonidae.
GGUUAGAAGGGUCUGGGAUUCCUUUAUGAGGUGCAACCAAAACAGCUGUUAGAAGUAGCAACAGGGAUAUUCUGGCAGGCUGUCGAGAAUUAGUUCUUGAAUACUGUUGUGGUUUUGAUCACUAAUAUGGCUGUGACUUUUGGAUUCUCUUUGAGUGUUUCUUGGAUGUGUUGCCUGCUAAUUGGAGGGAUAACUUGUUUUACACUUAAAGGUAACGCUCAUGGGCAUCCUGCCUACACUGGACCUGAACUAACUGGAUCCUAUGCCAAAGCAAGUGUGGUGUCUGGUCCAAAUGCUAAAGCUACUGGCCACAAUGGCACGUCAGCAGAAGCUACUGGCCACAAUGCCACGUCAGCAGAAGCUACUGGCCACAAUGCCACGUCAGCAGAAGCUACUGGCCACAAUGCCACGUCAGCAGAAGCUACUGGCCACAAUGCCACGUCAGCAGAAGCUACUGGCCACAAUGCCACGUCAGCAGAAGCUACUGGCCACAAUGCCACGUCAGCAGAAGCUACUGGCCACAAUGCCACGUCAGCAGAAGCUACCACAAUGCCACGCCACAAUGCCACAAUGCCACAAAAGGGUAAAGGUAACUGA